ACGAGAAAAACUUUUAAGAAAUCAUUAUUUUUAAGUAGAGAAGGUCAUAUUUGUUAACAUCAGGUACUUUAUAAGUAUUUUUACAAUGGAUAACCUCCCAGUAUCGGCAUUUGCUAUGUAUAGCGCCAAUAAAAAGAAAACUAAAAAUAAUAAAAAGAAAAAUAAAGCAAAUAUGAAAUCGUUGUCGCCCAAAGUGUUAGUCAAAAAUUUGAAAGACGAUGUUUUAAAAGAAAUGGGUGCAAAACUGAACAAGAAACAAAAACAUACCAAGGAACCGAAAAAUAUAACUAAGAAAAAAUUACACAAGAAAAAAAAAUCGAAGCGAAACAAGCUAGCUAGUCCUAAGAAAGUUGCGAGCGAUACCGAGGAUGACGACUACGAGGAUAUACCACGUCUAGUGCCAGCACCUGCUGCCGCGCUGUCCGAUGACGGCGACGACAGCGUCAGCAGCUGCUCUCACUCCAGCGGGGGCAUAGAGUUCACUCCCGUCAUGACAGACAGCUGCGAAGAAGGCCUGAAAGUAUUCAAGUGGAUGGUUGCGCCUUUCGACCCAGAUGAGUUCCUAACUGAGGUAUGGGAGAAGAAGCCCCUACACAUCGCCAGAAAAAAGUCAAACUACUACAAAGAUAUUAUAUCCACUCCAGACAUAGAUAAUAUGUUAAGGACUGAGAACAUUCAAUUCACAAAAAACAUUGACAUAACGUCGUAUAAGGAUGAACAAAGGGAAACGCAUAACCCGGAAGGAAGGGCACAUCCACACUUAGUCUGGGACUACUACUUGAAUGGAUGUAGCGUGAGGUUACUAAACCCUCAGACGUAUAUUCCUAAACUUCAUCUCCUUAAUGCUACACUGCAGGAGUUCUUUCAUUCGUUCGUUGGUGCCAACGCCUAUUUAACCCCACCUGACAGUCAAGGUUUUGCACCUCAUUACGAUGAUAUUGAAGCCUUCAUAUUACAGGCGGAAGGUAAAAAGAAGUGGCGUAUUUAUAAACCUAGAGAUGACAGCGAGAUCUUGCCCCGAGAGUCCUCCAAAAACUUUAGUCAAGAAGAAAUUGGUGAACCUAUAAUGGAGAUAGUUCUGGAAGCUGGUGAUUUACUUUACUUCCCCAGGGGCUACAUUCAUCAGGGUGUCACAAUAGACGGUGAACAUUCUCUUCAUGUUACAGUUAGCAUGUAUCAGAAACAGUCAUGGGCAGAUUUGUUUGAGAAGAUGCUACCGGCUGCGCUGCAAAUAGCCAUCAAUGAAAACAUUGACUUUAGAAAAGGUUUACCCUUAGAUUUAAGUGUACAUUUUGGUCUUAUACAUUCAGAUGUGAACACACCACGCAAAUUUGAGAUAACAGACAUUGUACACAAAUUGUUUGACAAGAUCAAGAGUUGUUUACCAAUCGAUGAGGCUGCUGACCAAGUUUGCAAGAAGUUCCAACAGGAUGCCCUCCCUCCAGUGCUGAGUGACUUGGAGAAGGCGGUAACAGUUUAUGGAGACACUGAUGUUAUGGUAGAAAACGGACAAGUAAUUAACAGAGUUGAACUGUCCCUAGAUACAAACAUCAGGCUGCUACGUAAGAACAUAAUUCGUAUGGUAUCAGAAGACCAAAUACGGAUUUACUAUCAUGCUGAAAACUCACUCGAAUAUCAUGGCAGUGAGCUGCCAUUCUUAGAGAUUUCUGAAGAUUUGGCUCCCGCUAUAGAGACUUUGAUAACGACAUAUCCAAAUUAUGUUUCAAUUGAGAAUUUGGAUAUUGCAGAAGACACGGACAAACUAACCAUUGCAGAUGCCUUGUGGAGCAGAGGCCUGAUAAUGACAGAAUAUCCCCUGUUUAAUAUUGAUGAUGAUUAAACUUUUUUUGUAUUAUA
This is a messenger RNA of Aricia agestis (brown argus), 1857 nucleotides long. It is a transcript of the gene NO66, whose product is annotated as bifunctional lysine-specific demethylase and histidyl-hydroxylase NO66. The coding region runs from base 86 to 1840 and encodes 584 amino acids. Lineage: Eukaryota; Metazoa; Arthropoda; Insecta; Lepidoptera; Lycaenidae. Gene Ontology annotation, cellular component: nucleolus. The transcript has a single exon. Gene Ontology annotation, molecular function: histone H3K4 demethylase activity; histone H3K36 demethylase activity. The record is from RefSeq and is a predicted model, not a curated record.